AGUGCAUGAACUGUCAAGUUAAGUGUAGCUUAUUAAGCGACGGAGGAUAUUGCACAGCAGUAAUAAAGUAGUUGCAGAUGAAUCGGCGGUAGAAAUUGGUGAACCCCAGGACCCACUGAUGUUGCUUACGGCUGAUAGGCUUGGGCCUCUCUGCCACAGCUUUUAUCUUCUCGGGGUCUGUUCUCACCUGCCCGCUCUCAAUGAUGUAGCCCAGGAAAGUCACAGAGCUGGCGUAGAAUUUGCACUUCUUGGGUUUGACGAAAAACUUCUUUUCAAGCAACUUCGGGAGAACCUGACGGACAUGGAGGACACGGUCAGACUGAUUGUAUUUGAAGUGACCCAGGGGUGUGUUGGAAUGCUGUUUUCCACUCAUCUCCCUCGCAAAUCCUGACCAGAUGGUACGCAUUUCUGAGGUAGAGUUUUGUGGCUAGUGGCUCAAAAGCAGCAUUAAUUAGGGGAAGAGGAUAUUUGUUUCUCACCAUGAUGUUGUUGAAGCCUCAAUAGUCGAUGUAGGGGUGAAGAGAUUUAUCUUUCUUGGUGACAAAGAAAAAAAAUGCACAGACUGGAGAAGACGAAGAGUGAAUGAUGCCUGCUGCCAUGGAUGCAUUUCUCCAUGGACUCCCUCUCAGGGUGAGACAGGUUAUAUAACCGGCUGGAGGGGAGAGUGGCACCAGGAAGCAGAACAAUGGUGCAAUCGUAUGGACGAUGAGGUGGUAAAGAAAGAGCCAAAUCCUUACAGAAAACCUCACCCAAGUUGUGGUAGACUGCAGGAAUGGAAGUCAGGUCAGGAGGCUCUGGGGCUGGAGUGCCAUCUGUAGGUGGUAGCUUGUAUUGCAGGCAGGUCAAGAGGCAGAAAGAACUCCAGCUGAUGAUUUUGCCGGCAGCCCAGUAAUGGGUGGGUUAUGGAGACUUAGCCAUGUGUGGCCUAGAACAAGCGGGGAAUCAGGAGAUGUGAUGUUUAGUUGAAUAGUUUCACGAUGGUUACCAGACAGACAACUAAAGUUACCGGCACUGUAAAGUGAGUUACUUGGGCCAGGAGCCUGCCAUCAGGGGCAUUGGCGAUGAGGGGCUUUUCCAGGUGUUCCAACGGGAUUCCAAACUGUAUCGCCAUUUCUUGGUCAUCCGCAUCUGAAUCAAAGAGAUCUUGUAAGGACAAAGACUGAUUACGGUGACAAAGAGUAGCUGGUAAUUGCAUGCAUGAGAGGGAUGGGGCUGAAACUGAUGCAUGACUCACCACUACCCCCAUAGCUAGUGGUGAGCCGAAUUGGGCAGUGUUCACAGGCCACAUUUCAGCCAAAAAAAAAAAGUACUUCCACUGAGGCUUUGUGACUUUAAUUCAAGGUACAGCUGGCCCUAUUACAGGCAGUUGUAAAUGUAGAUUAGGGGCCAACAAUCAGAAUGCAGAUAGCAACUAUUUGAUGGUGACGAUGUUAUUAUCCCACCUUAAACCUUCAGUGACUUCAGCCUAUUUGAGUGCUAAAAGAUCUGUUUUGAACAAGCUAUAGUUCUAAUCAUUCAAGUAGAUGGCUGUGCCUUACAUUGGCAGUCACCCUCUCUUGGCAAUUUUGGACCCAUGAAAGCACUCUCCCUAAUGCUGUCUGUGAACAAAUGGUUUUAAAUAAUUAUAUUAGUAGCAAAACUUGAUUUGAUUUCAUUUGAGGGCAGGUCGACAAUAAAACACAGCCGGUAGUCUACGAAUAACACUGUGGGUGCUCCUCACUAACUGACUGUAGUAGUAACAAAAACCUGUAAAUUUAGAUCCUACAGCCACAAUAAUUUAAGAGAAGUUAUUAAAUAAUCUGAGAGAGAAAUUUACUACAUUUCAGGCAUUGUCAGUUUGAGGCAACAAAUUAUAAAUCUGUGGAAACAAAUUAGCAACAAUUUACCAUUCAGUCAUUAAGUCUCUGUUCUGUCCUUCUUACCUUAUACUGUGAGGAACUUUUUAAUUUGUUUGAAGGUCCUUUCAAAAUGAAAGUUUUCCAUUUCUUAUUUUGAUUGCAUGACACUGUGGGACUUUCAGUCUGAUGUUGUCUCUGCAGCCAAUGGCAGCGUCAGACAGAAGGUAUUAAUAUGCUGAGUCAGCGUUUAGCAGGGAAUGGUGGAUGGAGGGCUGUAUGGAGGAAAGUCAGCAGCCGACAUUAGCCUGCAGACGGGACACAUUUACUUACAAACUCCCAAAUACCAACAAGUAAAACGUGCUGAUUUCGUUUCUACAGAGCUGAAUUGUCAGCAGCUCUUCAGGUUGAACUCUUCAUCUUCAUCAGACAGUGGGGGGAGAUUAUUUCACCUCAGAUUGUGUCAGACAUUUUCUAUAUUGUCAUAUAUUUUGAUUCUAGUGAUUUGAUCUGCAUUACUCUAGAUAGUGACAUUUCAAGAAAACACCAGGUAAACUGAACUGGAAACAAGUUAAAUGAUCUCACUCCACUGGCUGAAUCUUUGGAUUAAUUCCAUUAUGUUUUCAGUGUGUUUUAGUUCUCUCUUCAGUGUGACACCAAAGAACCCGAGGAGAGAUGAGCCAGCUCCGCUUUUUGUGAGAUUGAUCAAGCUAAAACCCUGAACGAGGAUGUUUAAUGAGGACGGAAGGAUGGAGAACGUCUCCUCGCACAAACACUUCAUCCUCAACGGCUUCAAUGAACUCGGAGCGCUGAGGCCCGUCCUCUUUAUCCCUUUCUUCGUCAUGUUCGUCCUGUCGCUGUCGGCCAACUCCCUGCUGCUGUACGUCGUCAUUUCACAGAGAAGCCUUCACUCACCGAUGUACAUCCUCAUCGCCUGCAUGGCAUGUGUGGACCUGAGCCUCCCGCUGUUCUUCGUCCCCAACAUGCUGCUGAGCUUCUUGUUUGACUGGAGGGGAAUCUCUCUGAGCGGCUGCCUGGUUCAGAUGCACUUCAUUCACUUUGUAGGAGCUUUUCAGACCACGUUGCUGGUGUGGAUGGCACUGGACCGCUACUUUGCCAUCUGCACUCCACUUCACUACCAUGAACGCAUGGCAUUACCGAGAUUCCUCAAGUUUAUAAUCCCACUUGUGGUCAGAAAUGUCCUCAUGAUCACGCUGUUUGUGAGUCUGGCAGGAACAUUGUCAUUCUGCGCUGCAAAUGUGAUAACCCACUGUUUCUGUGAGCACAUGGCCUUGGUGGAGCUGGCCUGUGGAAGUACCACCAUCAACAACCUGAUUGGGUUACUGACUGUGUUACUCAUCCCUGUGGUUGACUUUGUCUUUAUUGCUGCUUCCUAUGUGGUGAUAUUCAGCUCUGUGCUCAAGUCCGGCAGGUCAGGGGUCAAAGCACUUCACACCUGCAUCACCCACAUCAUGGUCCUCACCAUCAGCUUGACCAUCGCACUUGUUGCUUUCCUGUCAUAUCGGAUCAGAAAUGGUCUUCCUGCCGCCAGUCGGGUUUUCUUCAGCACCAUGUACCUGCUGUUCCCGAGCUGUUUCAACCCGAUCAUUUACGGCAUCAGAACCACUGAGAUCCGACAGCACAUUGUGAAGACACUGACAAGCUGUCGCCUUAUCCAGACUGUGCCCCAUUCUUAAGAAGCUAUUAAAAAUCUGCAAUGUAAAAUGUCUCUAUUAUAUCGAAGCUCAUUUCCAUGAAGAACACAAAAAUAGAUCAGAAGUUAGUAAUGACAAAAUGAAAAUGCUCAUGGUACAUAAAAAUUAUGCUCAAUUCUCUCCUUUUUCGGCAGUUGCCCAGGAUGAGAGGUGCCAGGAAGGAGUGGGGAUACUCAUGAGCCCAGAUGAUAAUGAUUGUGACUGUACUUUUGUGAAAGGCACGAAAUAUCCUUAACAAACACUACAUUUAAGUAAAAGGUAGUUUGUAAGUUCAAGUGUAAUUGGUACCAGAACAGCUUAGGCCAGAAAUUGAUCAUCACCACAUCUAUUCAAUUCAAUUAAAUUUUAUUUAUAUAGCGUCAAUUCAUAACAGAAGUUAUCUCAUUGCACUUUUCCUAUAGAGCAGGUCUAGAACGUACUCUUUAUAACAUCUGCAGCCGUAUGUCUUGGACACUUGGCUAAAGAGAGGAGAAGAGCUGUCAAUGGAUCACCACCUGGUGGUGAGUUGGAUCAGGUGGUGGGGAAGGCUGCCAGACAGACCCGGUAAACCCAAAUGUGUUAUGAGGGUGAACUGCGAACGUCUCCUGUCUGCAGGGUCUUCAAGUUUUCCAGCAUCCCAGGGGAUGUAGAAUCAGAGUGGAUAAUGUUUAAAGCCUCCAAAAUUGUGGAGGCCUCUGCUUGAAGUUAAGGUCACAAGGAAAGGUUGGAGGAAGCAACCAGGGAACUGCUGAACUUGACUGGAGACAUUGCGGGGUAGUGGAAGGAACACUUUUAGGAACUUUUGAAACCGGACCGACAUAUCCACUGUGUAGAAGGAAGGGUUGGAGGACUCGGGGGAAGCCUUACCCUGCUCCUAGGCAGAGAUCUGUAAGGUAGUUAUUAAGCUCUGCAAUUGCAAAGCGCUAAGGGUGAAUGAGAUUUGCCCGAAGAUGCUGAAGGUUCUGGAUACUGUUGGGCUGUCUUAGGUGACAUACCUCUUCGAUGUUGCAGGGAGAAUGGGGACAGUAACUAUGGACAGGCAGACAGGGCGGGAUGUCACCAUUAAUAAAAGGGAACGGGAGGGUGUGCUCCAAUUAUCGCUGUAUCACAUGGCUCAGCCUCCCCGGGAAAGUAUUAAUUAUUAAUGCCAGAGUGCUGGAAGGGACCCUGACACAAGUCGCCAUGUCCCUUGGAGUUUCUUGAGCGAGAUUGCAUCCCUGCUGGCUUCAUCAACCUGUGACCUCAAGCAGGCCCCAGAACACUUUGCCACCAAGGGUGAGGCAAGAUGAGUCAAGUAAACCUUAUUUAUAUGGGACAAUAUCCCAAAAAUGCCUUAAGGACUUUACAAUCUGUACAGCAAACAACACCCUCUCUCCUUAGACCCUUGAUUCUAACAAGUCAUAACACUUUGAGGCAUUGAUACUCUGCUGGAAAAUGGGUUGGAAGUGAGUUGCUGCCCCAAAGUGAUGGAGUUCUUGUUCACGGGUCCAGGUACGAUGGACGGUGAGCUCGACAUGCAGAUUGAUGCUACAUCGGCUGUAAUGUGGGUGUAGUACCAGACUGUCAUGUUAAGAAGCAACUGAACCUGAUGGCAAAGCUCUCAACAAAUUGGUUCAUCUACAUUCCAUGAGUGGCUGGUGUCACCCUUAGAGAUAGGGUAACAAGUUCAGACAUCCGAAGGGAACUUGGUGGAGAACCUCUGCUCCUUCAUGGUAAAAGGAGUCAGUUGAGAUGCUUUGGGCAUCUGAAUCAGAUUCCUUCUGGAUGUCUCCCUGUGAAGGUUUUCUGGGCUUGUCCUACUGGAAGGAGAUCCCGGGCAGACCCAUUUCAUAAUUUUCACUUACAAAAUCAUAGUUUUGACAGGAAAUUAACAUGUGACUUCUCACAAAUUUUGGUCUGAUAAUAAAAGUCAAAUUUUGACUUUGUAUUUAGAACCUAUUAAAAAACAAGUAAUGUACUUCCAUGUAAUUCUAUGGAAGCCCGUGUGAGCUGGAUAGUUUCUUGUCAGGGCAGUGCUUUGGUGAUUGUUGACACCAGGAACAUCUUUUUCAACUAAAGGUCCCUCUACACUGAUAGAUUUUGGUCCAUCCUGUUCUCAUUCCCAGGUUGUCAAAUACUGACGAUUUGUCAUGCACCUUGGUGUCUUAUACAGACGCACAAAGUACCCUCUAUCGUCUGUAUGAGACACACCAGGCUUUCAAUUAACUCCAAUGUAAACCAUCCACGGCAAUAUUAGAUUCUCAGAGGAACUGCUCCGGCUGUCCAUUCACUCCAAUAUUAAACUGACUGUGACCAUCAGUCCUAUUGGAGAACCGAGGACCUGCCGCCCGGAAGUAUUUUCUUCACUGUUCAUUCCCAUGUUAAGGUUUUCUUUGAAUGAUCUCAACAUUUCUCAAAACUACAACAUUGACCUUGACAUUUUAACAAUACGAUAGGUUAUCGAUGAUUUCUCCUUCAACCUAACAAGGCAGCGGCGAAUGGCCGCCCACCAUUGAGUCUGGUUCUGGCCAAGGUUUCUGCCUCUUAAAGGAAGUUUUUUCUUGCCAGU
Siniperca chuatsi (mandarin fish) is the source of this 6077-nucleotide messenger RNA. RefSeq names its product olfactory receptor 52K1-like. Lineage: Eukaryota; Metazoa; Chordata; Actinopteri; Centrarchiformes; Sinipercidae. Gene Ontology annotation, biological process: G protein-coupled receptor signaling pathway. The record is from RefSeq and is a predicted model, not a curated record. The coding region runs from base 2564 to 3532 and encodes 322 amino acids. The transcript is spliced from 2 exons. Gene Ontology annotation, cellular component: membrane. Gene Ontology annotation, molecular function: olfactory receptor activity; G protein-coupled receptor activity.